Messenger RNA from Chelonoidis abingdonii (Abingdon island giant tortoise), 964 nucleotides. The record is from RefSeq and is a predicted model, not a curated record. Lineage: Eukaryota; Metazoa; Chordata; Testudines; Testudinidae.
AUGCUGGGUGUAUCCAGGGGGAUCAGACCCCAGCGCCCCGGGGAGCCCCGUGCUGGGCAGGUGCUGGGUGUAUCCAGGGGGGGGUCAGACCCCAGCACCCCGGGGAGGCCCGUGCUGGGCAGCGCUGGGAGUAUCUGGGGGGGGUCAGAUCCCAGCGCCCUGGGGACCCUUGUCCUGGGCGGUGGUGGGUGUAUCCAGGGGGAUCAGACCCCAGCGCCCCCGGGAGCCCCGUGCUGGGCAGCACUGGGCGUAUCCGGGGUGGGGUCGGACCUCAGCAGUCCAGAGAGCCCCAUUCUGCCUGUGCCGGUGUCUGCCCCAAUCGGUGUCUCCGCCCCUGUGCCCGGCACAGUCUCUGCCCUACGGCCCGCCCCCCGGGUCAGUGUUACUGUCACUCCCCUCCCGCUCCCCCCACGGCCCUGCCCGCCCGCAGGGCUCCGCCGGGUAAGGGAGGGGUUCGGGGCGGGGGGCUCCGGCUGUUCCCCCCCAUGGGCUGCGAGGCCGGGGGCAGGAGGGGGAGGGGCAGGCGGCGGGUCCCUGAGCCCGGCCCCAUCUCCCGCAGGGCGGUUCGUGAUCCAGGCGAAGUCAGAGUGUCUGUUCACCAACGGCACCGAGCGGGUCCGGUUCCUGGACCGCUACAUCUACAACCGGCAGCAGUACGCGCACUUCGACAGCGACCUGGGGGUGUGGGUGGCGGACACGGAGCUGGGGCGGCCCGACGCCGAGUACUGGAACAAGGACCCGGCGAUCCUGGCGGACGCGCGGGCUGCGGCGGACACGUUCUGCCGGUACAACUACGAGGUGGACACACCUUACACCAUCGACAACGAAACCGGAGAGGUGGAGGGGGGGCGGGGCGCGUGCGUGAAGUGGGGACACGCGGGGGGGGGGGUGCCGGCUCUCGUGGUCACGGGCAGGGGGUUGCGCGUGGUCAACGGGCAAGGGGGAGGGGUCACCAAAGCGGCAG